GAAGAUCUGAAACCCGACAAGGACUGCAAGAAGAAGUUGACGACGCCGUUCGGUUCAAGCAUAUGAACAAGUUCAGUGAAGAAAGUGGGAGAUCUCAUCAAACUCGAACACGGCGUUUUCUCUCUUUCUCAAGCAUCGAACAAAUUCCCCGACUUACGAACUUCUCCAUGUCGAAUUCGCCAUUAACCGCAUAGUUUCGCUAGAUCUACAAUGGCCAAUUUCUUAGCUCAGUUCCAGAGUAUCAAAAACUCUUCUGAUCGCCUCGUAAUUGCCGUUGAAGAUGUGAGCGACCUGUGGCCAACUGUCAAAAAGGAGUUUGAAGAGCAGUUGCCAUUUAAAAGAGCUUCUUUGAAUAACAAGACACGCAAUCCUGUUUUUGUGGAUAAACUGCAAGCUGAGUACAUAUUAACUACAGAUUCAAGACUACGCAGUCGAUAUCCUCAAGAGCAGUGGUUGUUUUGGUUUCGAGAACCAUACGCAACUAUUGUUUUGGUUACUUGUGAGGAUCUUGAUGAGUUUAAAACUAUCCUUAAACCUCGACUGAAGCUUAUUAUCCAAAAUGAUGAACGUGAGUGGUUUAUUGUGUUUGUAUCCAAAGCCCCGCAACACAAUGAUCAAGCUACCAAGCUCGCAAAAAAGGUGUAUGCCAAACUUGAGGUGGAUUUCAGUUCAAAGAAGAGGGAAAGAUGCUGCAAGCUUGAUAUACAUGGACCAGAAUCAAAUUUUUGGGAGGACUUGGAAACCAAGAUGACAGAGUGCAUCAGGAAUACACUAGAUAAGCGCACUCAGUUCUAUGAGGACGAGAUACGGAAACUAAGUGAACAGCGGUUUUUGCCGGUUUGGAACUUCUGCAAUUUUUUUAUUCUAAAGGAAAGCCUGGCUUUCAUGUUUGAGAUGGCUCAUCUUUAUGAAGAUUCAUUACGUGAAUAUGACGAACUAGAGCUCUGUUAUUUGGAGACAGUUAAAAUGGCUGGUAGGCUGAGAGAUUUUGGAGGAGUGGACAAAGGUGAUGAUCAGGCUGCACUGUUGAGACCUGGAAACAAGCCAUUAAUGCAGAUAGUUCAAGAUGAUUCAUUUAGAGAAUUUGAUUUUAGGCAGUAUCUUUUUGCCUGUCAAGCAAAGCUGUUAUUCAAGUUGAACCGACCUUUUGAGGUUGCAUCAAGAGGUUAUUCGUUUAUAAUCAGCUUCUCGAAGGAACUGACAUUGCACGAGAGUAUCUUGCCCUUCUGCAUGCGUGAGGUUUGGGUAAUAACUGCCUGUUUGGCUUUAAAUGAAGCAACUAUUUCCAAUUCUGGUGAUGGGCCGCUGCCAAUUGAUGUAGAAAACGAAUUUCAUCGCCUUCAAGGGGAUCUUUAUUCUCUUUGUCGGACUAAGUUCAUGCGGCUUGCAUAUCUAUUAGGUUAUGGUUCUGAGAUCGAGAGAAGUCCAGUGAACAGUGCUUUACUAAGCAUGCUACCUUGGCCUAAGCCAGCCGUAUGGCCUUCGCUCCCCCCUGAUACUUCUUCUGAUGUGUUUGAUAAGGAAAAGGUGAUUCUUCAGACUACACCAAGGGUAAAACACUUUGGUAUUCAAAGGAGGCCAUUACCUCUCGAGCCAUCUGUUCUUCUGCGUGAAGCUAACCGUCGAAGAGCUUCACUUUCAGUUGGGAAUGUACAUGAACUGUUUGAUAGCCGUGCUGGUUUUGGCGAUAGCUCAGAUUUAGAUAUGAGAUUGUCACCAUCAACCAAGUCACACACAAAUGCCAUUUCCCGUACUAAUUCUUCUCCUGGAAUAGAGAGCUUAAUUGAUCGACCCAUGAGACUUUCGGAGAUCUAUGUUGCAGCUGAACAUGCUAUGAAGAAUACAAUUUCUGAUCCUAAUCUUUGGAAGUCAUUGUCAUCCGUAGAGGAAUUCGAGCAAAAAUAUCUGGAACUAACAAAGGGUGCUGCUGAUAAUUAUCAUCGCUCUUGGUGGAAAAGACACGGAGUUGUCCUAGAUGGAGAAAUUGCAGCUGUGUCCCACAAGCAUGGAAAUUUUGACCUUGCUGCAAAGUCUUAUGAAAAAGUGUGUGCUCUUUACGCUGGGGAAGGAUGGCAGGAUCUGUUGGCUGAAGUUCUUCCCAAUUUGGCAGAGUGCCAAAAAACUCUCAAUGACCAAGCUGGUUAUUUAUCAUCCUGUGUGAGAUUACUUUCUCUGGAUAAGAGUUUAUUCUCUACAUUGGAGCGCCAAGCCUUCCAAUCUGAAGUUGUCCGUAUUGCACAUAGUGAAAUGAAACAGCCAGUGCCUCUGGAUGUGUCAUCGCUCAUAACAUUCUCUGGCAACCCUGGACCACCAUUGGAGCUAUGUGAUGGCGAUCCUGGUACCCUAUAUGUCACAAUUUGGAGUGGGUUUCCUGAUGAUAUAACACUCGAUUCAGUUAGUCUGACACUUAUUAUGACAUACAAUGCUGACGAAGGCGCUAAGGCAAGACAAAGCUCGGAAGCCAUCAUUUUAAAGUCAGGCAGGAAUACAAUAACACUUUCUGUCCCUCCUCAGAAACCCGGUUCUUAUGUUCUAGGAGUUCUUACUGGUCAGAUUGGUCACUUGAGAUUCAGAUCUCACAGUUUUUCUAAAGGCGGACCUGCUGAUAGUGAUGAUUUUAUGAGCUACGAGAAGCCUGCAAGACCAAUCUUAAAGGUGUCUCAACCAAGACCUCUAGUUGACCUUGCUGCUGCUGUUUCAUCUGCUUUGCUAAUCAAUGAACCUCAGUGGGUUGGUGUAAUAGUUAAGCCCAUCACAUACUCACUUGUUGGUGCCGUCUUGCAUAUUGAUUCUGGUCCUGGUUUAAAAAUUGAGGAGUCAUGUGUCAUUGAAAUGGAGAAAUAUGCUGAUGAAUCAACAAAGAAGUCAAGUGAUUCCUCAUCCUCUGUUGUUACUGAGCGCUUGACUAUUCAGGAUGGUAAAAUAAAGUUUCCUGACUGGGCAAGUGAUGUAACGUCUGUUUUAUGGAUUCCUGUUUGUGCUAUUCGGGAAAGCCUGGCUAGAGGAACAUCUGCAGCUGAUACAGACCGACCUAGUCUUGUGGAUGGAUUGAGAACAAUAGCUCUGAAGCUGGAAUUUGGAAUAUCACAUAAUCAGAUUUUUGAAAGAACCCUUGCUGUGCAUUUCACUGACCCGUUUCAUGUCAGUACUCGUGUUGUGGACAAAUGCAGUGAUGGUACCUUACUGCUGCAGGUGAUUCUAUAUUCUCAAGUGAGAACAUCCUUAAUUAUUUACGACGCUUGGCUAGAUCUUCAAGAUGGGUUUGUUCAUUUGGGUCAAAAUGAAGGGAGACCAGCGACUGGCUUCUUUCCACUGGUUGUUUCCCCGGGUUCUAAAGCAGGAAUCCUUUUCACCAUAUCGGCUAGGGAUAUCGUUUCAGAAGAUGAAAGCGGGCAGUCUACUCUAGAUAGCUUACUGAAUAUAAAAUACGAGAUCAACGGUGAUAGGAAUCUCGGUGCUCACUCUCCUGUUGCAAUUGCACCUAAAGAAGAAUCUGGAGAAGAAGUAGAAGAAGUAAAAAGAGAUCUCAUCUUCAAGAGUGCUCUUGUUCUACAACGGCCAGUGCUAGACCCUUGUCUAGCUAUUGGAUUUCUUUCUCUUCCUUCAAGUGGUCUCAGGGUGGGACAACUCGUAUCAAUGACAUGGCGAAUUGAAAGACUAAAGGAUUUUGACAACGCCUCUUCCAACUGUGAUGACGAGCUAUUUUAUGAAGUUAAUGCUAAUUCGGAUAACUGGAUGCUUGCGGGAAGGAAAAAAGGCCAUGUUUCUAUGUUGACAAAAAAAGGUUCGAGGAUAAUUAUCUCGAUAUUGUGCAUGCCAUUGGUGGCUGGAUAUGUUAGGCCUCCAAAACUUGGACUGCCAAACGUUGAGGCGGCAAAUGUGAGUUUUAGCCCUCCCGGCCCUCAUUUGGUCUGCGUGUUGCCUCCACCUCUAAGUUCCUCUUUCUGCAUACCCGCAUCGUGAUCACACCAUGGACCCGACCCAAUUUGUCGCCUGUUUCAAUAACCAAUUUUGAUUUGUAACCAUUGGUUUGUAUAUUUUAUUUUAUUUUUUCAUAAUGCUGAGAGAAGUUAGAUGGUUAUUUUUCUUUUGUGGUUUUCUCAGGGCAAAAGCAGAAUGGGUUAUUAUUGUUUGUUUGUGCAUUGAACUUUUGUACUAUAUUGUAGAAUUAAGAAAGAACUUAAAAGUAAAAGAGGGAUAAUACCACAUAGAAUACAUGCUGAUUUCU
This is a messenger RNA of Impatiens glandulifera, 4228 nucleotides long. Its product is annotated as trafficking protein particle complex II-specific subunit 130 homolog. NCBI's taxonomy places the organism in Eukaryota, Viridiplantae, Streptophyta, Magnoliopsida, Ericales, Balsaminaceae. The record is from RefSeq and is a predicted model, not a curated record. The transcript is spliced from 21 exons. Gene Ontology annotation, biological process: early endosome to Golgi transport; intra-Golgi vesicle-mediated transport. Gene Ontology annotation, cellular component: TRAPPII protein complex. The coding region runs from base 211 to 3963 and encodes 1250 amino acids.